Molecule: messenger RNA, 753 nt
Organism: Serendipita indica DSM 11827
Lineage: Eukaryota; Fungi; Basidiomycota; Agaricomycetes; Sebacinales; Serendipitaceae
Source: the annotation of a GenBank genome assembly
AUGGCGCAGAACGUCAGAGACUCGGAUGAGUUUCCAGCUGGAUACGGUGACUUUGCUCUCGUAUCUAGUGAUGGCGUUCGCUUUUAUAUCCAACGCCUCUUCCUCUUCUAUGUCUCACCCGUCUUCAAAGACAUGUUUGGGACCGGGGAGGACCCAUCCGAGCUUGUACUCACAGAAGAUGCAGACACUUUGGACCGACUUCUGCGCUUUAUCGAUCCUAUUAAAGAUCCUCUCCCAGUAGACUCGAAAUCCAUCGUCAGGCUCCUCGAGGCAGCUACAAAAUACCGGGUUUCAAAGGCGUUGAGAUGGUGGGAGAACGAGGUUUUACGUGAGGGAUCUAAAAUGGAGCAACCAAUAAUCGCUUUUUCCCUAGCGACUCGUUACAAUCUUCCCAAUGCUGCUCGAAAGGCUCUUCAGCUACUAGUAACCGCUGAUGAUAGCAUCUUCACCAAUGAUCAUCAGCUUGAUCCCAGACUGAUUGCUUACUUAACCCGCUUGCGCACAGAGCGCAGUCACUGGUUGCGUGAUGGACUAUGGACACUCUACGUAGCGGCAGGCAAAUCAUAUACCAAGUGGGAUCGCACUGAAGUUACGGCAACGGUGAAGUGGGCUAUGGAUGCAGCAGACAAGGAACCGAACUGGGGCCUCAGAGGAGAUAUACCGGAGCCUGACUAUGAACGUCUUCAACGAGACGCCUUGGAAUUGGAAGCAUCACUGCCAGAAUUACCAGAAUGGUGGAACCUGAAUGCAUAG